AAGAAAUGUGAAGACUUUUUGCUUCUCAUAAGCAUCACAUCACCCCCAGUCUUCCUACUAUAAAGCCCGGUCUUCUCUUCUAACAUUUCCCAUCAAACACUUUCUAUCAAAAAUCAAAGAUAGCUUCUAUCUGUUCAGAAAACUUGUCCCGAAAAAAAAAAAAAGAAGAAAAUAUACAAGCAAACUCGUAAGCGGAACAAAGAUAAAGAUGGGCAGAGCUCCAUGCUGUGACAAAGCUAACGUGAAGAAAGGUCCAUGGUCUCCUGAAGAAGAUGCUAAGCUUAAGGCAUAUAUUGAGAAACAUGGAACUGGUGGAAAUUGGAUUGCUCUUCCCCAAAAGAUCGGGCUUAAGCGGUGUGGAAAAAGUUGUAGGCUUAGAUGGUUAAACUAUCUCCGACCCAACAUCAAGCAUGGGGGAUUCACUGAAGAAGAAGACAAUAUCAUCUGCAGCCUCUAUAUCAGUAUUGGCAGCAGGUGGUCAAUCAUCGCAGCCCAGUUGCCUGGAAGAACGGACAAUGAUAUCAAAAAUUAUUGGAACACCAGACUGAAAAAGAAGUUGCUGGGAAGGCGUAAACAAUCCCAAAUGAACCGACUUUCGGGCUCAGGCCAGGACCAAAAGGAUGCAAAUGGUGGUAUCGAGGAAAACACCUGGCAAAACUUGAGUAGCUCAGCUCUUGAGAGGCUUCAACUCCAUGUGCAACUUCAGAGCCUACAAAACCCUUUCUCUUUUUACAAUAAUCCAGCACUUUGGCCCAAGUUAAAUCCCCUUCAAGAGAAGAUGAUCCAAAGCCUCCAAAAUCUGACUGAAUCCCAGAAUCCAUCAAUGCAACAAGUUUCUCCUAGCCCUCAAUCUGGAUUGGGCCAAAAUGUUGAAUUCCUCGAGCAAGCUGCUAUUUCUUCUAGGCUUCAACAAGAGCUAGAGAACUCUAUUAACCCUUUGAAUCCCGGAAAUAGUCCCAUAGACUCAACCUUGGCUCCAAAAUCAAACGUUAUGCAACAGCCUGGUUCAGAAUAUCAGCCCAUUUCAACAUUUACACCAGCUGAAAUUGAUAAUCUUCUCAGCAGCAAAACCGCUAGUUUUCUAUCAUCAGAUAAUCAGAUGGCUGAAUUUGAUUGCUUCAAAGAGAUAGACGGUGUGAGGGACGCCCUGAUGUGGUGGUCUAAUGACAUGGAUACAAAUUCAGCAUCCUCGAACUCUUGGGAUUCUGCUUCUCUUCUUCAACAAUCCGGAGGAAUGUAUCAGGAUUAUGCAGUAGGGUACAAUAUGUAAGCAAGCCUAGUAGCUAGGCUAGUCCAAGUCAUAUGAACUUCUAGGAGAAUAUUGUUUUACUCAUAAGAAGGAGAAGAUGGAAAAACUGAUGGCUGAGUUGUUGUAAAUUGUGUGAAUAAUGUUAUGUCCUUGUAUUCUUGCAAAUAUGUAUUCGAUAUGACUGUUGAUCGACAGAACAGCUUUAUAUGAA
Coffea arabica (coffee) is the source of this 1460-nucleotide messenger RNA. RefSeq names its product transcription factor MYB36-like. NCBI's taxonomy places the organism in Eukaryota, Viridiplantae, Streptophyta, Magnoliopsida, Gentianales, Rubiaceae. The record is from RefSeq and is a predicted model, not a curated record.